This is a messenger RNA of Mastomys coucha (southern multimammate mouse), 2374 nucleotides long. It is a transcript of the gene CUNH21orf140, whose product is annotated as family with sequence similarity 243 member A. The transcript is spliced from 2 exons. The coding region runs from base 68 to 853 and encodes 261 amino acids. NCBI's taxonomy places the organism in Eukaryota, Metazoa, Chordata, Mammalia, Rodentia, Muridae. The record is from RefSeq and is a predicted model, not a curated record.
GAGGUCAUCCUCCCGUCCCCUUCUAGAACUCCCCAGAUGGGAAAAUGUGAACCACUCAGGGAGCCCCAUGGCUCGCUUUACAAACUGUCUUCUGAAAAAUAUCUUUAUCAGGAGUCAGUUUGACAGCGCCAAGAGGAGACAGUGCCUCCAGUACCUCAAUGCUCUGAGAUCGCUGCAAUACAACGGAUACAAGACUGUGUACUUUGGGGAAACCGAGAUCCCAGAAACUCUCGUCACUGGGGAAGACAUUAGCGAUAGCCAUUACAUACACACACCAUCCUGGUGCAUUCUACAUGCCGGAGGCAGUCAAGGAUGGGUGCCUUGGAAGUACCGCAUGUUCCUAAGAGAUGACCUGUGCAUCAAGCAGGAAGACAGCCUAUUCUUUGAGUUCUGUGAUGUUGUGAAGAGGGCCUAUGGCAAGUGUGCCAUUGUGGUCAAAGGGAGAAAGCAGCAAGAUGAGAUGAAGCUAAAGACAGACAAGGAGGGGGAGGCCCAGGCCUAUGUUCCAACAAGCAUUAAUUUAACAAGAAUUGUGUGCUCCCCGGCAGUGGCCAAGUCCUAUGGCCAUGAACUAAUUUCUCUGCCUCCCCUCUAUAAUUAUCUGAACCCCUUGGACUCAGCCUGGUCUUCCGUGAAAUGGUUUAUCAUAAACAACCGGAAGGAGUUUUGUCUGCAGUCUAUUGACAACGUUUACACUUACCGAUACAUACUCUUCAGUGACUUAAUAAGCAAAGGGAUUGAAAAGGUUAACCUGAGCAAGUGGAAGGCCAUAACCAACAAGGUCCUGAAGCCACGUGAACCGGACCAGCUCCAGAAUCCUUCCAUACCUAAAGCCACAAGCAAGCUCUCAUAAAGAGGCGGGUCUCUACCACCAGGGCAGGAGAAAGCCUGACUCACCUUGACCAUGAACAUAUUUCUGGCAGUAGAGUGGGCUCCCCAUAAGUCGUGCCUGAACACACCUAUUUCUACACCGGGGAGCUUGGCACCGAUCCUGGAAUCGACUCGAUGAAGCCACAGUGAGAGACAGCACUAUGAAGGCUCGGCACACAGAAGUCCUGACGAACCAGUUGUUGAACAUCUGUGUUUCCCUCCAAGGAACGUGAGCUCAGCCAGGGCUCUGUGGUCUCUGAAACACAUCAUGUAGACCUCUGCCUCCUAAAUCAGAGUGUGAAGGUAUUUACUCUGUUUUUUCCCCUAAGGUCACCAUGAGGGACAAAUGUCAUCACAUGAGUGCAUGACGUGAGGCUGCCAGCCACCACCUCCAGUCUGACCUGUGAAGACAGAGGUGUUCUCUGGCCUGGGCAGCUUGUUUCUCUUACCAUUUCCCUCUCUUCCUUUGUACAUCUCAGGCUUUGCCAGCUUAGCCAGGAAGGCAGAUCAGGGAUGCAUGUGUGGGAGAUUAACAGGGGGCUGCCUGAGGGACGCUGGGGAUUUCUCAUGGGGGGAACAUGGACACCCAGGGAUGGCUAAUGUUGUUUUCUCACUGCACCCAGCUGCUAACUCUGGCUGUGGGCUGCACCAUCCUGUCUGCCUACCAACUUCUAGCCACUGCUUCCAAAACUACUAUUUAAAAUACAGCUCCUGAUCCCCAGGGUUCAUUUACCAAUGGCACCAAUGGGUGAUUGAUCAUCUCCCUCUAGUGGCCGAAGAGUGCAUUUGCACAGUAAAAGAAGACAACUCCAUCCUGGUCUCAGGAAAGCACUGGGUUGAGCCCAGCCCCUGGGUCUUCUAUGGAGUGAUCCAAGGAGAUAACCAUGAGUUAGUUCUGCUUUAAAUCCCACCGCCCAGGAGGCUGUGCUUCACAUAAACACCUGCAGGUCAGGGGCUCCCUUGUUAAGGUCAAUGGAUCUCUCUGUCUUGACUAUAGGAGGAAUGUGAAUGGGCAUGGUGGGAGGUGGUGGUGUCCAGGGCCCUGUGUCUGAGGUCAGGCAUGCUCAGAGCUGGCUGUGUCCUAACUCUACAGAGUAGCAGACAGAAGUUUGAGAAGGGGUGGGGCCACCGGCAGGAGACAUGAGACUUGCCUACAGUCCAGGGUCAGGUGUGAGCUCCAUCUGGGCAGAGCCAGAGAAUCCAAAGCCUUGGACUCUGCUCAUCUAUCCCCCAAGCCAGCCCCAGGCCAGCCCCAGGCCAGCCCCAGGCCAGAGUGGGCCCAUCAGAGAGGAAGUGGCUGCUAGCUUCCAGGCAAAGGCUGGAGCAUCCUCCUUGUGGGGCGGGGAAUUUCAGGGAACACAGCCUUUCACCUGUUUUGACAUCUGCCCUCUGUGAGGUGAGGGCCAUUCUGUACAUGGAUCUCUGACGCUAUGUGAAUCUUCCCCUGGUUUCCACACAAUGGUUAGGGCCAUCCAGUAAUCACAGUAAAACUUUAAUAUAUGCA